Messenger RNA from Bipolaris victoriae FI3, 1407 nucleotides. RefSeq lists its product as hypothetical. The record is from RefSeq and is a predicted model, not a curated record. Lineage: Eukaryota; Fungi; Ascomycota; Dothideomycetes; Pleosporales; Pleosporaceae. The transcript is spliced from 4 exons. Bases 1 to 1407 code for a protein of 468 amino acids.
AUGCACGUCAGUCGGCUGGGAAGAGGGGGGCAGGCUCUUCGGGCAGCAAGCAGGCGAAGGGAAGGAUUUCUUGGUAGGGGAGGGGUGGUGUGGUGUAGUGUAGAUGUGGGAGAGAGAGGGAGGGGGGUAAGAGGGCAGACUGGUGCAGCAGUAGUGGUAGUUGCAACAGCAGCAGCAGCAACAAACAGUCAAGCAGCAGCAGCAGCAGCUCAAAGCGGGCGGACAGGCAGGCAGAAAGAAAAGGAAAAGACUAAAAGAAGAGGGGCGUACCGACGGCAGGCGAAGUUAUUAUUCGCGUGGGCCCAAAGACGGCGGCCAUGGGAGUCUGGCGCGAUUUGGGUAGCAAGGGCCAGAGUGGAGUGGGAGUGGGCGAAAGGCGAGGGUGCAGCGAGUGGUGUGGAGACGGGCAACAGGCCCUGCCAUGGCGCCGCUUGGGCAUCAACUGCCACGGGCCAGCGCCUGACGACGGCUCCUUUGGGUGUCGGACGGCACAUUACCACACAGGCACACGGCACCACUGGCUGCGACGCCUCGACACUUCGCCCUGCGCCACCAUUGGCCGACACCGCACACGACUCGACCGCUCCAGCAGCGUGGGGACGGGGGGGUUUGGUUCGGGCACAGCCGACGGCGGCAGAUUUUACGGUGGGUUUGCAAAUGCAAUCGACAUUGGCUGCGUGUGUGCCAGUGCCUGUGCCAGUGCAGAGUGUCAGGCCGGUGCCAGCCGCUGCGUCCUGUGGCCUCACCGACAUAAGGCACACACCCACACUCACUCCCUCACACUCGCCCAGUAGGAACGCCUCCCCCGUACCGCGAGCCUUGGGCCCAUUCCCUCCGCUCCUCCAUCGUGGCCGCUUGCUAUUAGUCGACAAGUCUCGCCCACCCACUCGCUUUGCACUUGGUCUCAUCAGUACCGUCUGCCCUGCCUCAGCCAGGCCUGGCGGGCACGUGUUUGUGUGUCACCGCAACUGCCCUGCUGCCCUGCUGCUCUGCUGCUCUGCUGCCCUGCUGCCCAAGCCCGCAUACCGCAUAACCACCCACGUCACCCCCCUCGUCCCUAACCCGCCGUCAGCCCGUACUCUCCGCCCCCGUGAACCUCUCCAAGGUUCUUCGCUGCUGGUCCUGCAUCCCAUCUACCUACCUGCUUGCCUCGUACAUCAUACUCCUCGCACUACCACACACACGCGCUACUUAGAUACAUCACUACUUACCGUGUACCUCUCUAGCAUCUGCAUACACACACACACGUUCCCACCACCCCAUCGGCGGAGGCUCCCGGAUAUGCACUGUUGGUGGUUCCUCGCUCCAAAAAAGACAGGACCCAAACAAAUCGUCGACCCUGUGAAUCGACCCGCCCGCCUGCCCAACCACGCUAUCACCAACCUGGCACAGUACUACUACCACUAG